Talaromyces marneffei is the source of this 1290-nucleotide messenger RNA. RefSeq lists its product as uncharacterized. The record is from RefSeq and is a predicted model, not a curated record. Lineage: Eukaryota; Fungi; Ascomycota; Eurotiomycetes; Eurotiales; Trichocomaceae. Bases 1 to 1290 code for a protein of 429 amino acids. The transcript is spliced from 3 exons.
AUGUUAUCCAAAUCAUCAUCUAUCCCCAAUACACAUUUUCUCAGCCAUCAAAUAGACUCUUCCCUCAAGACAAUGCAUGUCUCGGGGCCCGUUGGAUUCUUGAAUCCGACGCGCAUGCAUUUCAAGCCCACGCUUAAAGGGAGAAAGGAAGACAAACCGGCGCAAUCGAUCAGUCCAAAAGAGCAGCCAGAGGAAGUAAAAACUCGCAGACAGCCCAAAAUCGAGUUUCUCUGGCGGUCUCGCGACAAUCGCAAGGGUCGUCAUGCAGUUCGCAUUCGAUACUCUCUCAAGCAUCAUGGGCUGGGACACAAGCUUCCACCAAGCACUAAUACUGUCAAAGAGGUAGUCCGCGGUCUUAUUCGUAUGGCAACAUAUUUCCCAUAUUGGGACGUAUCCUGGCUCGUCGGGACAAUCUUCACGCUUGGAUCUGCGGUGUGGGUUAUCAAUGCAUUCUUCGUCUGGCUACCGCUCCAAAAACCCUCGACCGAGUUUCCAGGCGAAGUCGAUGUCGCUGGUGGAAUCUCAGCAUUCAUCGGCGCCACCAUUUUCGAAAUCGGCAGUGUUUUGUUGAUGCUCGAAGCAGUCAACGAAAAACACUCUUCUUGUUUCGGCUGGGCCGUCGAAACGGUCGUCAAAAGACUUGGGCCGCACGAAGACCUAACCAACGCGACAGAAGUCACACCCAUCGCGUACCAAGACUGCAAGCAUCAUCACUCCAAGAGACGAUCCUUACUACAUGACGGGCUCAAGGUGGUUUCUCCCGAUGAGCAGAGAAUGUUCGAGUGGUUGCCUUCGAUCGCAGAAUUGCAGACUCACUACUUUCAUGAACUCGGGUUUCUGGCUUCAUUUGUGCAGCUGAUUGGUGCUACGAUUUUCUGGAUUGCUGGGUUCACCGGCCUGCCGGGGAUUGCUAAUCAUAUGAGUCAGGGUUUGACGGAUGGUGUGUAUUGGGUUCCGCAGAUGGUGGGUGGGUUUUGUUUCGUUCUCAGUGGUUUCCUGUUCACCGUCGAAACACAACCGAAAUGGUACAUCCCAGCUCCAGGCAUUCUAGGCUGGCACGUAGGAGCCUGGAACUUCAUUGGAGGAAUAGGCUUUACACUCUGCGGCGCCCUCGGCCCAGGAUCCGCAUCCUCUGGAGUGGAAUACCAGGCUUGCCUAGCUACGUUCUGGGGGUCAUGGGCUUUCUUGGUUGGUUCUGGGAUACAAUGGUACGAGAGUUUGGACAAGUUUCCAGUCGAGACGGAUGCACCGAGCUCGGAUGAAGGCGAAAGUGAUGAGGCGAAAGUAUAA